This is a messenger RNA of Styela clava, 3287 nucleotides long. RefSeq lists its product as uncharacterized. The record is from RefSeq and is a predicted model, not a curated record. Lineage: Eukaryota; Metazoa; Chordata; Ascidiacea; Stolidobranchia; Styelidae.
AAGUAAUCUUGUCUAAAUGAUUACCAUGUUGCGUCGGAACGAUAUUUAACUUCAGUGUUUCUUCGAAGACAUCAGAAUGAAAAUGGAUUUGGUUCUUGAUCUUGAUAAUUUUGAUUCACAAGAGGCUGAGGGAUCGAGGUAUGUUCUUACAAGUCCACGAUCUCUGGAAGCUUGCGCAAGGAUGAGAAUUCGACCGGUUCAACUUCUACCGAAAACUAUCGAUGAAUUUGUGGAAGAAAACCCUGGAAAACCACUGCCUUUGUUGCAGGUGUUCCACGACAACCACGAAUUAAAAAGAAUUGAACUUCUCCAGAGGUGCAAAGAGAUUAGGCAAACUAUAAUCAUGGAAAACAAAGUGCAAAGUAAGAAGGAUAAUUCCUCAAAGAUUGGCAGUACGAAGAUAACGCCACGAAGUAAAACUUUACCGCGAAUGAAGUCAGAGAAAGCGUCUUCGAAAGAAACAUUAUCUCAAUCUAAAAGUGUUGGGAAUAAGUUUGACCACGAUGAAAAUAAUAAUCCAGAAGAGGUGAACAACACAUAUGAGGUCAUUCCAACGAUACCAAACACAUCACCAAGAAAUCCUAAGAAAUUACUGAAACAGUCGUUAACACCACAAAAGUUUGGUCAACGUCUGACUCCAAGACAAGGAGCAAAUUUUGUGAAGUCGAAAAGCAGAUCAGAGGCCAAUCUGGAAGAACCUUACAUGAUUUCCACACCAGUUGCAGCAAAACACAGCAGUUCAAGAAAAAGUUUGGAAAGAACCGGGAGAAGUAUGUUAGGAGAUUCUUCAUCACUGAGAUCCCGGUCUCUCUCAGAUCGACAUUGGCAGGAUAGAAAGCGAAGUCGAAGCUUAGACUACUCAAAAGUGAAACCUUUCAAGGGUGCAGAUAUGGAACUGGCAUCAUCAAUGAAAUUUGCAAGCUCGCAAUUCAUGAGCGGUUGUUCUACACCACAGAAACAGAAAGACCAAAAAAUCUUGGAAGUCAUGAAAGAUAAAAGGAAACAGCAGGAGAACGAGGCGAGAAAAAUUAGUGAAAAACAAAAAGAGUGGGUGGAUGAGAAGAGAAAAGAAGAGAGAAGAAAACUCCAAGACCAGCUUGAAAAAGAUCGAAGUCUUCGGCAAUCUCAUUUGGAGUGGGAGAAGAGAAUGAAAGAGAAAGAGGAUAGAAGAGUGAGAGAAAUAAAGAGGAAUGAGCAAGAGAAAUUAACGUUGAUUGAAGAAACAGAGAAACAAAUUGAAAGAAAGAGAAAGGAACAGGAAAGAAUCCAACGAGCAAUAAUAGAAGAAAGAAGGAAAUCUGAAUUGCUACGGAAACAACAGCAGGAAGCUGCAAAGCAUACUGUUGAGAAGGAAGUAAAGGCAUUCCAAGAAGCAACCGAGCGUGAGAUUGACACAAAGUUGGAUAAAGCGCAGAGAACGAAAUUAGAAAUGGAAAUGAAAGAGAUUAAUAAGCUGCAAUAUCUGAACAAAUCUCAGCGUGAAAAAUUUUUGAAACUCGAAAAUGAAUUAAAGAAAAGGAAAGAUGAAGAUGAGGAAAGACUAAAAACUGAAUUACAGAAAAGGAUGGAAAAGGCUGAAAUAUUAAGAACAAGAAAGAUUGAAGCGCGGGAACAAUCACUGAGAUUACAAGCCAAAGAAGAGGAUGAAAGAAUGCAAAGAACCAAGGAAAAGCAUGAAACACUGAAUAAGAAGAACGAUGAAUACUUGCAAUCUAUUGCUGAACACAAGAAAGAAUUAUUGAAGAAGGCAAACUCAACUCUGAUGCAAAAUAUUCAAACAAAAUCGAAACGAGCUCAACAAUUAAGAGAAGUUUCUCAGGAAGAACAGAAACGUCGACUAAAACAGAUUGAAGAAGAAGAGAAGAAAUAUUUAUCAGAGACUAAGGAUUUCCUCGAAGCCAAAGACUAUCGUUCCAAGACACACCAGCAAUUAAAAGAAGCCGCAAUACAACUAUCUCGGGCCAAUGCAAGGGCGGCAGAAGCUGCGAGGUCAGAGGUCAAACAAAAGGACGAUACUUUCUUACAAUCGCAUAAUCACGCUGCGUUAAUUUCAUCAAUCGGACGAGGCCCAAGAACUGGACUUGUAAACGCUUCUACUGUUAAACUCGGAUAGCUAUUUAUCCCAUAUGUGUUGGAAAAAAAUCCCUCCAUGGAAAUUUUCACUUUCUCCAUUUUUUCUUCAAAAAAUAGUUUUUCUGAAAAUUCAUCACUCGGAAAGCUUCGCUCAUGCCCAAAUUCUUUUACCCCCCCCAAAUGCCCCCCCCUCUCAGCAAGUUAACCGCAAGAAAUAUAUUUUUAAUAAAUAUGUUGAAAAUUGCACUCUGACAGAAUUCAACUCUAACCUCCAAUAAUAUCCGCAAGCAACUUCCCUUCAAACUCCAAACAAAUCUACGCUACUAAUUUCAUCAUUUGGACGAGGCUUAAGUACUGGAAUUGUAAACGCUUCUACAGUUAAACCUGAGUAAUUAGUGAUUCUAGAAGAGGCUUCCCCUUUCAAGUGCAGUCAGAAAGAUACUUCCCACAAACAAUUCCUUUGAAAAAUUUUCUCUGAAAUUAAACCGAUGAAAAUUCCUUCAUGUAAUAUUCAACCAGAAAAUGCACCAAGAAUUAGACUACUGUUAAAAUUGGCGCUUGAAAUUCUUCCCUCAAAAAUUUUCUCCAGAAAGAAUAGACUCUCUGGAAGUUUCUCUUUCGGAGAGUGUUACUCAAAGUUUCCUCCAACAAAAAUUCAUCUGUCCAAAAAAUAAUUUCUUUGGAAGUUCAUUUCACUCUUAGAAAGUUACAGCACAAAAAUUACACCGGAACAAUUCAAUCCUGACUCCCUUAUAAGAAACGCUUUUAAAUAUUCAACUCAGAAAAUUUUGCAACUCUUUUGAAAAUUGAAAAUUUCUUUCUGGAAAUAAUGCAAUCCCAACUCGUGCAUUAAGAAGAUUUUUGGGAGUGAUUUUCUGGGGGAAUUUACCUUGCACUGUUUUAGUUUACAAAUUGUAUUUUCAGGAAAUAUGCCCUUAGAUGCAUUUAAUACAGUACUUUAGUAAUGGACAUGUUAAGGUGAAAGCACAUAUAUUGGUAUAUGACAUUAUUAUGUUACUAAAUUACUAUUACUUGCUUGCUUAAGUUUUUUGGGAUUAAUGAUAUUCUUAGUGAGUCUCUGCUAUCAUAUAUCAUGUCAUUAUCAGCAGUUCCUACUGUAGGCAGCAGGGCUGUGAUGGGGAAAAGGUUCCAGUCCUUUCAAAUGAUAGUAACUCCUUGCAUGUUGUCAGAUAUCAGUGGCUGACAUGAGGUGC